AUGGGAAGCUGUGCGAGCAGACCCAAAGAGUUAAAUGGCCCUGCAGAUUCUCUGCCAACCCCACCCAGCCCUCACCCCACCCUCAACAAUGUCCAACCCCAGACUGACUGUGCCCCAAAACCAAAACUGCAGGAGAACAAUAAUGACAAUAAUGGAGGUGAAAUUCCAAAGGAGAAGGAGGAGCCAUUGAUUGAUCUCUCGGAGCCAAGCCCAAAGGCAACAAAUUCGGAUGCAGAUGCCACUCCUGAACCCAAGCCUGAUCAUGAUCAGGUGAUGAAGUAUGGGGAGCUAUCAGAGUCGAAUCCUCUGAUUGGCACUGCCAAUCAAACUGAAGAGAAUUCUGGGGCUGCUGGCAACCAAACGACAGACAAGGUGAAGAAUGGGCCAGCAGGAGUGGUAGCAGAUCCUGAGGAGAAAGGGAAACCAGAUAUUGACACAGACAAAUCAGAUAACGCAAGCCACAAGCAACCUUUAACAUCUGAAAUUUGAUUGCAUCUCAUGGUAGGGCCAAGUGUAGCGCCAGAAAUAACAAAAGUUGCAAUCAGAAUGAGAUAUUACUGUAAAUUUCAAUUCCCAUAUCAAGAUAC
This is a messenger RNA of Nelumbo nucifera (sacred lotus), 587 nucleotides long. RefSeq lists its product as uncharacterized. Lineage: Eukaryota; Viridiplantae; Streptophyta; Magnoliopsida; Proteales; Nelumbonaceae. The record is from RefSeq and is a predicted model, not a curated record.